AUGAAGACUGUCGAGUGCCCCUUCCAAUCACCCCUCUCCUCCCUGCUCCACAGAGCCAUUCUGGAAGCUCCAGUGACAGAGCCCAGGUUUCUGGAACAGCUGCAGGAACUGGACGCCAAGGCAGCUGCGGUCAGAGAGCAGGAGGCCAGAGGCACAGCGGCCUGCGCAGACGUCAGAGGCGUGCUGGACCGGCUCCGGGUCAAGGCGGUGACGAAGAUCCGAGAGUUCAUCCUCCAGAAGAUUUAUUCAUUCAGAAAGCCGAUGACCAACUAUCAGAUCCCCCAGACGGCCCUGCUGAAGUACAGGUUCUUCUGUCAGUUCCUGUUGUGGACGACACAGCAAAGAAAGAUAUCCUGGACCAGGGAGCCUCGUCAAAGUGUCUGCAAGCAGAGCCCAGACUGGGUGAGCACCGUGUGGGAUGAUACUGUCCACUCUGUGCAGAUCAUAAUCCCGAGAGUCAAACUCCUGAGUGCUACAAACUCCAACACUGAAAUCCAGGAAGACUGCUAG
Messenger RNA from Cricetulus griseus (Chinese hamster), 510 nucleotides. NCBI's taxonomy places the organism in Eukaryota, Metazoa, Chordata, Mammalia, Rodentia, Cricetidae. The record is from RefSeq and is a predicted model, not a curated record.